Molecule: messenger RNA, 576 nt
Organism: Orbilia oligospora ATCC 24927
Lineage: Eukaryota; Fungi; Ascomycota; Orbiliomycetes; Orbiliales; Orbiliaceae
Exons: 2
Coding region: 1-576 (191 amino acids)
Biological process (GO): RNA processing
Molecular function (GO): ribonuclease III activity
Source: RefSeq, a predicted model, not a curated record
AUGUUGAAAACCUACAAGUCUGCACCUAAUAUCUACAUUUCGGGUGGUGGGCUCAAUUCUCAAGCCUCUCAGUUCUCUUCGCAGGCCAAAGCCAAAGCAGGGAGCUUACCUAUGUUUGAAUACCCAUCAGGAGCAAAUAUCCCCAUACCUCCUUCCAUUAAAUCGCCCAAGCUCCAAAAGCUGCUUCAACAAGGUGCUACACGUCAAGAAAUAAAGACUGAAUUCGGGACCUUGACUUUGAAACAGCUUGAACAAGUCGGUGAUGUUAAGUACAACGCGGCUAUUGUCCAGCACUUGAUAAAGCAACACCCACAAAUCAAAUGGCCUGAAAGGAUGUAUUUGUACAACACUCUACGUUCAAACGCACAGUUGAAUGCGUUUGCGAAAAGCUUGCGCACUGUCGAUAGGAUUCAAGCUAGAAAUGUGACUGGCGUCAAGGCGGUCGCGGACGUACAGGAGGCGGAGUUUGGUGCCAUGGCCUUCGAAAAAGGUAGAGAUAAAACGACGAAGUAUAUCCAAAGUCUCAUUGAACCAGCCAUUCCAUUCCACCGCGAGGUAUAUAAGGCACAUACUUGA